Triplophysa rosa is the source of this 1508-nucleotide messenger RNA. RefSeq names its product transmembrane and ubiquitin-like domain containing 1 (gene tmub1). The transcript is spliced from 3 exons. The coding region runs from base 126 to 1001 and encodes 291 amino acids. Gene Ontology annotation, molecular function: protein binding. NCBI's taxonomy places the organism in Eukaryota, Metazoa, Chordata, Actinopteri, Cypriniformes, Nemacheilidae. The record is from RefSeq and is a predicted model, not a curated record.
CUCUCUUCUGCCAGAGAUCAGGAAGCGCAGACGUAAAACGGUGCAAAUCAUGGACCAUCAUACGAUGUGAUAUGUCAACGGUGCCUAGUUUGAAGUUGCCUUAGUCCAGGACACAGCAGACCAGGAUGGCUCUAAUAGAGGGGGUGGGUGAUGAGGUCACCCUGCUCUUUGGAGUGGUUUUCCUGGUGCUCAUCCUGGUUCUGGCCUGGGCCUCCACUCACACUGUCGAACCCCCUGAACACCUCCUCUCACCUAGCCCAGGGACCACCCCCUCCACAGAGACUGACACCCAGGAGCCACUGCCCCCGGGUAACACGGACACGUCGCCCGGCCAUGUCAGGGAGAACGAUAAGAGUGAGCCUGGAACUGAAGCGGGAGCGCAGGGGCAGAGCCCAGAUGGCAGUACGGCAGGAGGAGGUGAGGGAGGGCUUCUGGAGGAAGCGCAGAUUGGGAGGGAUGGGUUGAGACAUCGAGAGGCAGCGGGACCCUCUUUUUUGACUCCAACCGGUACCCCAAGUGCCACGCAGCCUUCUGCCGAAGAAGCACCGAACGACACCCAAAGAAACAUGGUGCUCAGGCUGAAGUUCUUGAAUGAUACGGAGAGGGCGGCGCAAGUGAAUCCUCAAGACACAAUUGGUUACAUUAAAAGGACUUAUUUUGCUGGACAGGAGCACCAGGUACGUCUGAUUUACCAGGGCCAGCUCCUUCAGGACGAUGCACAGACGCUGGUGUCUCUCAACCUGGCUGACAACAGUGUUCUGCACUGCCACAUCUCGCAGCACGCCACACGAGCGAUGCCCGCAGGGGCACGUGCUGCUGAUCAGGUGCAUGUGGCACUUAACGUUGGCAGCCUCAUGGUGCCUCUGUUUGUUUUUAUGCUCUCUGUGCUCUGGUAUUUUCAAAUUCAGUACCGGCAGUUCUUCACCGCACCUGCCACGGCCUCACUCGUGGGCAUUACCAUCUUUUUUAGUUUUGUUGCGUUUGGGGUGUACCGCCGUUGAUGGCCGAUUCUGAACACUCACGUUCAGCACAUACAUGUUUGCACACACACAGACACAUUCUUUGCACUUGCUCACCAGUGCCAGUUGCAAAAUCUUCUGGGAUUUCUGAACUCUGCAGGUUCGCUGAAGGCUGUGAUUUCAGAGAUACAUCUCUGAGAUUUGUGUUUGUUUGUUUGAUUGAUUUAGGUUUUUGUCUUAUUGUUUUGUUCAUCACUUUUGCCAUUUUCAUCUGCACCAAGCUUGUCACAGAUAGAAACGUGGUAUAUUUUUGAUUUUUAAAUAGAUUUGCUUAUCAUACCUGUCCUCGUUUUCUUAUUUUUUCAUAUGCGCGCUGCCAGUGUGAAAGUUUCAAGCAGGGGCUCGUCUGGCUGUCUGUCGGACUUAAACUGUAGUAAAGCAAGGCAGGCACAACUGCUCUUAUAUGUUUGGACAUUUAAAAUUAUUUGUGUACAAUAUGGCUUUUGAAACAGAGAAAUAAUCUAUUAAAUCAUUCUUUUAUUUACUGGU